Messenger RNA from Spodoptera frugiperda (fall armyworm), 1435 nucleotides. Its product is annotated as beta-1,4-galactosyltransferase 4. Bases 188 to 1399 code for a protein of 403 amino acids. Lineage: Eukaryota; Metazoa; Arthropoda; Insecta; Lepidoptera; Noctuidae. The transcript has 8 exons. Gene Ontology annotation, biological process: carbohydrate metabolic process; glycosphingolipid biosynthetic process. The record is from RefSeq and is a predicted model, not a curated record. Gene Ontology annotation, molecular function: N-acetyl-beta-glucosaminyl-derivative 4-beta-N-acetylgalactosaminyltransferase activity.
AAAAAUAAAUGAAUAUGUCAUUUACAGUUAUGGCGUAGGAGUUUUGAUUUUCUUAUAUUUUUUUGAAAUAUCUUUUUACACAUACACAUUUUACAUUUAUCUUUUUUAUAUUUACAUAUUUUAUUUUAUAUAUCAUUUUAGAUAUUUUACGUUACAUGUAUUUAGAUAAAUAAGCAUUUUGAAAAACAUGGCGAGCUUUUCACUCCGUCUACUGACCAUAUUCUUACUAGCGGCACUCGUCCUCAACAUUUCAAAUUAUUUCUUUAUAAAAAGGUACAACCCUCGACCGGGCUUAUUACGAUACGUCUACACCAAUUUCCCAAGCAAUGUUAGCGAAAAUCAAAUUCGUCGCUCCCUCAACCCAAGGUUCUGGUCUAUAGCAGCGGGAUGCGAUAGCGAGGUCACCACCGCAAGCAGCCCAAAACUCAACGCUUAUGACUCAGAAAAGUUAGAUAUCAGCUCGAGUGUGCCCCCUAGUUCUGUGUAUUCUGUUAUUUUCGAAAAAACUUCGCAAUCUGCUACUGAACCGACGUUGCAGAACUGUCCAGAAAUGCCUCCUGGUCUUGGUCCCGAACUGAGUCGAUCACAUGAUGUUAAAAGCUUUAUUGAAGACAGAAUUAAUAAUGUGCUACCAGGUGGUAUCUACCAGCCGGAAAACUGCAAGUCUUUGCAAAGUGUGGCUGUUAUUAUAGCUUACAGAGGCUGCAAAAGCUACCUCAAUGUGUUUAUGAACGUUUUACACCCGUUCCUAAUUAAACAACAACUGGAUUACCGAGUAUUUGUGGUCGAACAAAGUAACAAAACCCAGCCGUUUAACAGGGGAAAGCUAAUAAACGUGGGAUUCGCUGAAGCGAUGCGGUAUCGUAAGGAUGGAUACCAAUGCAUCAUACUCCAUGACCCUUACAUCAUUCCCACGGAUACCAGAAACCUGUACAGAUGCAGCUGGUAUCCCAGGCAGCUUGCUGCUCUCAUUGAAAGGCCGCAGAAACCUUCAUAUAUGCCAGUAAUUGGAGGCGCAGUUGCAAUAACUCCACAGCAAUUUAUUAAAUUUAAUGGAUUUUCAAAUGCCUACUGGGGUAAUGAUGCAGACUAUUACGAUUUGUAUUACAGGAUGAAUACAUCAAACUAUUACGUUGAAACUAGUAUCCCGCUUGUUGGUAAAUACAAGACUUUACGAAAAGGCCUAGCUUUGUGGCAGAAGUCUACUAUACUGUCAUCAGAAUACUUACUGGAUGGACUAACAUCUUUAAAAUAUACAGUAGAUAGUAUGGAGCUGAAACGUUUAUUUACAUAUUUACAAGUAAACAUCGAUGCUGGGACUAAAAGUAGUACAGACAUUACCAAAGAAUAUGAUAAACGUCUUAAUUUAAGCACAAUUAAAGUAUCAUCGAUGAAGUAAUGUAAUUAGAAUGUAAAUAAACGAAUUGCCUAUAAA